Vollenhovia emeryi is the source of this 2318-nucleotide messenger RNA. RefSeq lists its product as uncharacterized. NCBI's taxonomy places the organism in Eukaryota, Metazoa, Arthropoda, Insecta, Hymenoptera, Formicidae. Bases 240 to 1607 code for a protein of 455 amino acids. The transcript has 6 exons. The record is from RefSeq and is a predicted model, not a curated record.
ACAGUUCAACACGGAACUUCAUAAAGCGCAAACGUGCUCACUUAAGUUAAAAAUAAUUUUUCUGACGAUUAAUGUGCUAUAAUUUAUGCUCUGCGUACAUCCGUUCACGAGACAAUUGUCAAUGAUAACUAAGUGUAAGUGGACUUCAGCGGCAGUUUCCAUCAGUUCUUCGACAGUUCACACUCAAGAUCUAGAUACACCAGCAUGUAGUUAACUACAAGUAUCAACAACAACUUAAUAUGCAGGACACGACAAAGUUAAUGAUGUCAAGUCGAGAAAAUCAAAGUAGCGAGGACAUCGAUAAAUACGCAAGAGAUGCAACUGAACGGUAUGAACUUGCAGAGGCAAGGAGCGCCGUUAAAUACAUGGAAUGUUUUGUGAAAAAUAUGAAGCAUAUUGUCGAUCAGAAUUCUGCGAAACCGGGGGAUUAUGAUAAAUGGACGGACAAAGAAAAAUAUGAACAUGUAAUAGAUAACCUAAACACAUAUGCACCAAGUGUACCGGACUCCUUGUUAUUCCUCAUAUCGGGCUCAUUGCAUCGAGGAGAUUGCAAUCGAAAUUCAACGGACAAACCGCUCUGGUUAGACAUGGAAAAGUUCCAGAGAGGUCAAAAGUUCGCUCAAGAUUACAUGUUUUCGAUUUUUUUCGCUAACGUGUUAUCGCUUUUCCUGAUAUACGCUUACCCAGACAGUAUCAAACCGCUAAUCUUGAGCCAAAAAUCUCACACGCCGUAUUUAGCAUUCAAGAGGUAUUUGUCUACGGCUUGUCGUAUAAAGAAUUGGAUGACGGAAAAUAUGUGGUCCGUGGAUACGCGAGCUUACAAGGAUAUACAAACUGUGCGUAGAAUGCAUCGUGCGAUACGAUUGAAACUUUGCGAGAGCGACAAUGGGGAGAUCGACGAGGCCAGUAAAAUUCAAAAGCCAUGGUGUCCGAAUAUAGAAACAAUUUUAAAAGAUUUUUCUUCUUGCCCGAACAUAAAAAAUAUAUGUGUAGAUAUUCCGAACGUAUCUAAAGGAUUGAAUCAGAGUGAUAUGGCAGCCACUCAAUUCUCUUUCGUCAGGAUACUUCUGCUGUACCCCCACGAACUCGGUAUUCAUGCUAAUGAGGAAGAUUUAGAAGCGUUUUGUCACGUGUGGAGAAGUAUAGGAUAUCUUCUUGGCAUAGAGGAUCAAUAUAAUUUCUGCCGCGGCAGUCUGCAGGAAGUUAAGGAAAGAUCGCACGAAUUUAUCGAGUUUGGGCUGAAACCCUACUUGCGACAAGCAACGCCCGAAUGGGAACAUAUGAUGAGAUGCAUUACGGAAUUUUAUAAUAGCAAUUCAAGCGCAUUCCAGAUGUUACUACUUCUAGUCACCGAUUUAUUAAAUAUUGAUAUGCCACGUCUGCGGAAAACGCUUUCUUAUUCUGAACGGUUUUAUCUUAUUCUUCAACGCUUUAUAUUUCGCUAUGCCAUGAAGUUACGAUUCGUACGAGAGUAUAUGAACAAAUUGGCUUAUAAGUCACUCGAGAAAGGAGUCAAAUGUAGACCAGAAACACAUGAAAAACUAAAGAAAAAAUCUGAAGAGGCUUUAAAUAAGGGUCGACAACAAUUGUAUGAAGACUCGAACUAAUAUACUCGAAGAAAUUAAUAUAUGUAGGGGAGACCGGGGCGAAGUCGUCAUCGGGGCGAAGUCGUCACUAUAGUUAUCUCGAAAUCUAUAUGUCAUAUAAAUUUGUUGUUAAUAUUAUAAACGCUAUUUAUCAUGUCUACGUAAUCAACGGAGUUUAGUAAAAUUAUAUAUCAUGUUAUGAUUUUUAUUACAACAAACGUAUUUUCAGAAGUCAAAAGUGAAUUUUUUUCCGUAUCGAAAGUUUUUAAUAUUUUAAAUAUUAUUGUUUCUUAAAAUCUCGAGAUAAGUUAUUCUAAAGAGUAAUGCAUGCUGAACACGAAUCUAGUGAAGUUUUUUCAGUUUUCUUUAUUUAUAUUUUAUAAGCGAUUAAACUUGAAAUCUGUGUCCGGGGUGAAGUCGUCAUCAAGCGACCGGGGUGAAGUCGUCACGGUGAUGACUAAAAUCGACUAUUGCCACUGCGUCGAGAAAGAGAGGCCGGCCCCCAAAAAAUGUCACGCAAUUACAACCGCAGCCUUCAACGAGCAGUGGGCAAAAAUCGAAGUCAAGGAAGCAGGAGUGGUCCGAUUCCGACAGUGAUGACAAAACAGAAAAAUGAUCUUCUUCUAAUUAUUUUCAUUGUAUUUUUAAUUAAUGUUAAUUAAUGUAAAUGUUGAAAUUUGUCUAUUAAAAAAUAAUUAAUAAAAUGUAUUCUAUUGUAUUUCAUGAUCGGAA